AUGGAGAAUUCGCGAGAGAGUGAAUCCGCUGUGGCACCACUCACAGCUGCCAAGGAAGACCAUCAACCCAAGAAACUGCCAAAGGGCAUCGUUUUGGGCAAGGAUGGUAAGCCCUGUCGAAACUGCACAUCCUUUGCCGCAUGGGCGGCCAUGACCAAGGAAAACGUCCGCCAAAACGAACUAGCGAGUAGCAACAAGACCUCAGUCGGAGAUGCAACGCGGCCGAGCAAACCGCGAUCGGACUGCCCUCCAGACGUCGAAGCUCUGGGGCGCGGAACAUGGACGCUCCUUCAUUCGAUCGCGGCCUCGUAUCCCGAUUCGCCAUCCACGUCACAGCAGUCGGAUCUGUUGCGCUUCGUCAAGCUCUUCUCCAAGUUGUAUCCAUGCUGGGUUUGCGCCGAGGAUUUUAGAACAUACAUCGGACGGGAGGUGCCGAGAGUUGGGAGCCGCGAUGACUUUGGCAAAUGGCUGUGCGGUGCUCACAACGACGUCAACCGAAAGCUGGGUAAACCCGAAUUUGACUGUUCGCGAUGGCAGGAGCGUUGGCGUACGGGGUGGAAAGAUGGGCGAUGCGACUGA
Molecule: messenger RNA, 579 nt
Organism: Metarhizium album ARSEF 1941
Lineage: Eukaryota; Fungi; Ascomycota; Sordariomycetes; Hypocreales; Clavicipitaceae
Product: augmenter of liver regeneration
Exons: 2
Coding region: 1-579 (192 amino acids)
Cellular component (GO): mitochondrion
Molecular function (GO): flavin-dependent sulfhydryl oxidase activity; flavin adenine dinucleotide binding
Source: RefSeq, a predicted model, not a curated record